UUUUCCGCAUCACGCAUAUCACGAAAUUGUAAAGGCGAAUUGAAAAGUAAUAAAGCAAUCGCCAUAUAUCCUAAAUUUGGUGGUUCUCUCACCUUUUUUGCACACCUGGACGAUAGGGUUCGCAAAAAUGGAAGAACUCCCCAUUGAACCCCACGGCAUCUUCUGGCAGGCCGACUUCAUCACCCCAGAGCACGAACAAAGCCUAAUCCACAUAUUUCAGCACACCCUACAAUGGCCCGCGCGCUCGGGCCGCCUAUCCCUGCACUACGGCUACACCUUCGACUACAAGACCUUCGGUGUGGACCCCGACAUCCCCUUCAAGGAAUUCCCGGACUGGUUGCAACCCCUUAUCCCGCUCGUGGACGGCAAACCCCCGGUGCAGGUAUGCCUACAGCACUACGCACCCGGGACGGGAAUCCCGCCACACGUGGACACGCACUCGACGUACGAUGAGCUGUUCGCUUUGUCGCUGGGGGCACCGGUGAUGAUGCAGUUUCGACGGGGCGAAAAGAGGGUGGAGAUUGAUCUGGCGCCAAGGAGCAUGAUGCAGAUGAGUGGUGAUUCGCGACUGCACUGGACGCACGGAAUUAAGAAGCGCAAGACCGAUACGCUGGGGGACGGGACCGUGAGGCAGAGGAGGGAUAGGUGGAGUAUUACGUACCGGUGGUUGCGGGAAGGGGAGUGCGAGUGUGGGAAUGAGGACCUGUGCGAUACGGCGCAGAGGAGGAAGGGGGUUGAGAGGGAGUAUAGGUGGAAGCAGGCAUCGGAGACAAAACCUAGCAGUGCUGGGGAAGUCACGGAGAAAGGAGUUCAUUAGUCGUGGAUGAAUAAAAUAUGAAAAGAGCAACCAGGGCAACAAAAUGCAACUAAUACUGGUCAGGGCUAUGGUUCGAACGCUCGAGUCCCAGUUACUAGCUGUAGGAGCGUCCUCCGUUGACUACUGUACCAAACAGGGGUGACUCAUACACUGCUUUUGGCCCUCAUACGGCUUUAUGAGUGUACGACAUUGGUCCGAGUAUUUUGUUUAGGUGCACUCGUUUCGAUCGCAUCUCUGUUUGAAACGAGUUAAUCAUCUAAAUGAAGAGCGCAAGCGUUUGUCUCGAACGCUAUAGCCUCCUGCUAGAAUGGCCAG
Messenger RNA from Pseudomassariella vexata, 1132 nucleotides. RefSeq lists its product as uncharacterized. The record is from RefSeq and is a predicted model, not a curated record. Gene Ontology annotation, biological process: oxidative demethylation. Bases 128 to 817 code for a protein of 229 amino acids. Gene Ontology annotation, molecular function: demethylase activity; oxidoreductase activity. NCBI's taxonomy places the organism in Eukaryota, Fungi, Ascomycota, Sordariomycetes, Amphisphaeriales, Pseudomassariaceae. The transcript has a single exon.